Gilbertella persicaria is the source of this 2021-nucleotide messenger RNA. RefSeq lists its product as uncharacterized. The transcript has a single exon. The coding region runs from base 7 to 1983 and encodes 658 amino acids. NCBI's taxonomy places the organism in Eukaryota, Fungi, Mucoromycota, Mucoromycetes, Mucorales, Choanephoraceae. The record is from RefSeq and is a predicted model, not a curated record.
AAAGACAUGAGGACCCUAACUCCCUUCUGCCUAUCAUUAGCCAGUCUAGUUCUGAUAGAUGCGUCAAAUAUCGCUCUUAAUCAAAGUAGCGCACCUGUGGUCUCAUUACAAGAUGACUUCUCUGCUUUUCAUUGGCAAGGCAACUCUGCUUUUGCAGGUGAAACGUUUCAAGUUAAGGUACAAGACACGGCUCAUAUUCAAGUGGUUGAUUACAAGAACCGAGGUGAUACAUUUGAAGUAUUCGUGAAUGGUGUUUCGUUGGGCUCUACUUCCGAUGUUGAUUUUAUUGAUGACAAGACUGUUUAUGCUGAUACACCUGAAGAAGGUCUGGUGGAUGAACGCUUUAGUCGAGGUAUUUUUGACUUGUCUCAAGGUUCUCACAACAUCACGAUCAAGGCAACAAGUCCUUACGGUGAAGGCACGGCAGCUAUUCGCCUCCUCAACAGCCAUCGACCCACCUCAGCCUUCCAAAAGAGAGGACAUCAUAUGGAUGACGGCUCGCUUUACAGAGCACUUUCAGAACAUGUCUAUGAUGAUGUACCUGUCUUUGAAGAUAUUCUUGUGGUGCCUAAGAUGGUUCGCAUUGCUGCAGAUACAGUCACUGUGACAGAAAGAGAUACAACGGUUACUGUCACUCAAGAUCCUAGGGUAUCGGUCCUUACGUAUACAACUGUUUCCACAAUUGUUUAUUAUAAUACUUACCCAGGAAGUACAACAACUUACACAACAACGGAUGUCUCCCUAUACACUUUUGAAACGACGUAUACAACAGUGGUUGAAGAUGAAACAUCAGUUACUGUUACCUCUUAUGUUACCACGGUGGUUCCUACGACUCUGACGAGUACAUAUGUCACUACGGAAAUCUCGCCUGUUGAAGUUUUGAGAGAAAUUACAUUGACAGAAACAACAUUGUUGCCUGUGACAAAUACAUUGACAGAAAUAUCGGCAGUAGAAGUGACUUCUGUAAGUGUUGACACCACCACUUAUAGCACCACCCUCCUUGAAACUGUCACAACUACAGAAAGCGGUACGACGUCAACAUACACGACAACAUUGACAGUGCCUACGACAGAGACUUCAAGCACAACAUUGACCUUGAGUUCUACAACAACGGAAACAGUGACCACCACAUCUACAGAGCCUACCACCCUUACUACCACCACAACCGCCACCGAUACAUCCUUUACUACUGAUAUCAGUUCGAUCACAAUUACACAAACAUCCUCUUACACCACAACCACCAGCUUUACAGAAACAGUAACCACUCCAACGACAUUGACAAACACUCUGACAGACACAACAACCACUACACAGUCAACAACAGCAACAGUAACAAGUGUUUCAGUCUCAUUACAGCCCGUAACAACUGUUCUUUCGACAACUGUCACUACCACUGAAUCAACCACAACUACUUUACCAACCACGGUCACCACCACUGAAUCAACUACAAUCACUACACCAACUACUAUCACAUCUAUUUCAGCAACCACAACUACUUUACCGACAACUACCACUACCACUGAAUCAACUACAAUCACUACACCAACUACUAUCAUAUCUAUUUCAGCAACCACAACUACUACUACUGCAUCCACUACUGUUACUACAGUCACCACAAGCACGUUAACUACAUCGCCCUUGAUUCCAAGCUGUUAUAGUGAUAAUAACCUUGGUGUUAUAACCCUUUCGUCAACUGGAGUUAUUCCAUAUGCUAGUUGCUCAAAUGCUUGUCGAGCAGGAUCAGGUAACAACUUCCAAUUCUUUGGGCUUCAAUACGAUGUGAUCCAAACUGGCACUGCCAACAUACUUUAUGAAUGUUACUGCUUCUCUAAUGGUAACAGGCCUUCAGUCAGUGCAGGUGGAUGUAUUUUACAAGAAAAUACAGCGGAUGAUUUACUUUACUAUUACGGAAAAGACAAUCGUUAUAUUUAUGCAUACAAUACUCCUAUUCCAGUAGGACUAGCUACUCUGCCACCUGCUUAAAAUAAACUUCCUUUUUUUUUAUUUACAUUAAAUAUAUA